AUGAAUUUUAUUACAUCAUUAUUGUUACUAUCAAGUAAUACGUUUCUACACCCAACAACAACAUACUUACAAUCCAUCAAUGAUUCAAUUGUUCUUGUGACAUCUUCAAUGCCAUCAAAAUUAACAACAUUUGGUUAUGAUCAUAUAUCAACAAUUUCUGGCGUUAAUGGAACCAAUAAUAUCGAUUACAUAAAGUUAUUAAACGAUACCAACGAUACCAAUUCCACAUUUGUUCAAUUGGAUAAUUCUGAUUCAGAAAUUAGCGAUAGCUCAUCAAAUUCUGGAGAUAUGUCUUCCAACGAGGAGAUUGAGGAGCAAGUAGCACUAGUGAAUUCUUCGAGUGAAUUAUCCGAUGAAAGUAAUGACGAGGGCCAUGACAAUGAUAGUGAUGACAAUGGGGAUGAAGUUGAAAAUUUGGAAAAUAAUCAAGCCAACGAAAAUGACAGCCAAGAUGAAGAUGAUAGAGUGUUCAAUUAUGAAGGCAACAGUGCCAGUAGCAGUGAAAAUGAAAGCGAAAACCAUUUGGAACAGGAACCAGAACCGGAACAGCAACACUAUUACUAUAAAAAUAGACUGAAGUUUUAUAAUCAUUUUUUACAUUAUCCUGAAGUGGUAAUAAACAACAAUGAUGACAGAGAUGAGUUACCACCACCAAAGAAUAAUUUAUUACUGAGACUGUCAAGACAAAGCAACAGAAGAUUGAUGGAAAAUUCAAAAAAGAAAACUGUCAAAUCCAAAUCCAAACCAUCCAAAUUAAAGCAAAAAUCUAGAAAAUCUCAUAAAAAAAGACCUAAACAUCUCAAAUCAAUUAGAAAACCAAAAGAUGUUGAAAUAAAUGAGAUCACCACAGUAGAAGUGAUCACAUUAACCAUUACAAAAGUUUUAACAAGACAUGAUUUGAAUGCAGCAGUAACACCAAUUCAACAGCAUCAAAGUGGCCACUUGAUUAUUGGCUACCCCUUUGGUCCUGACAAAAUGCCACUACCUAUAGCAACUAAAAGUACAUUCCAUGAUCAAUACAAACCUGGUGGUGUUUUAAAGGAAGUUGAUACAAGUCCAACAAAAGAGCAUGAUUCUAGUGACGCGAAUGAAAAUAAACAACCAAAUCCAAUACCAGGAAAGACAGAACUGCCAAAAAGUACUAAUUCUAAUUCUGUUGCACUGACGUAUCAUCAUGAACCCUUUGAAACAAUACAACAACCCAAAAAACAAUUUACUAAUAGGACUGGAAACUCUGAAAUACCAGAAAACUACCCAAAUAAUGUACAAGAUAUUGAUGACAUUACAUUCCCUAUUGAAUUAUCCAAUCUGAUUACCACACUGAUUUUGUAUUCAAUACUACCAAUAAAUCAAACUAAUCUAUCAAGAAUUGACACCAUAUCACUAGUACCAGAAACUGAAUCAGCAUCCUCUCCUCGAUAUUCUAGUCACCAUAGUGAAUUUACCGUUGAAAGACCACCUCGACCAAGUCGAACCAAAAAAAGACCCCGUCUUAGAACCAAAAAACCCAUAAAAGUAUCGACACACACAUCUGCUAUUCCCAUAGAAAGUUCAAAAUCAAUAUCGAGUUCUGAUAAUAUUAGAAAUAUAAUUGCAACUAGCCCAACUUCCUCAACCUAUAACAUGCCUCAAAAUAAUAAUUAUGAUAAACAACCAAUAUCUUUGUCAAUGACAACUGACGCUACCACGAGAAGUGUUACAAUCACGGAGAAGUUAGAUAAACCGAAAUUUCCAGACAUUUUCACUAUAAUAAGGAGCAAACUCUUGAGCAAAAAACCACAAGAAACCAAAAUGUAUUCAAGCAUUCCCACAUUUAUAUCAAGUAGUAGUACUAGUAGUACUAGUAGUAGUAGCAAUGACGGAACUCACAAAUUCGAAACUAGUAUAAAAUCAAAAGGAGAUAGUCAAACACAGGAAAACACAUUCCAUAACGACACAAACGCAAUUUCUAAAACCAGUGUUGUAUCAACAACAACAAUAUCUACUAAAUCAAACGAUGAUAUUUUGAAAUCAUUCAUACAAUUCACAGAAACAAUCCAUUCUCAAAUUCAAUUCCCUAUUGUUGACGAUAAAGAUGAUAAUGUUGGCAAUAAUUAUCAUCGUCGAUUUACUGGCGUUGUCUUACCAGAGAAUCGACAAUUCAUAUUCCGAUCAGCUUCGCAAAAUUUAUCAUUUUCGGUGUUGGGAUUAAUUGUUUUAUUGUUAUUAGUACCUGGACUAUUGAUAAUUAUUAUGUAG
Messenger RNA from Candida dubliniensis CD36, 2238 nucleotides. It is a transcript of the gene PGA49, whose product is annotated as Pga49p. Lineage: Eukaryota; Fungi; Ascomycota; Pichiomycetes; Serinales; Debaryomycetaceae. Bases 1 to 2238 code for a protein of 745 amino acids. The transcript has a single exon. The record is from RefSeq and is a predicted model, not a curated record.